AUGCCGAAGUCGUGCGCCGCCCGGCAGUGCUGCAACCGCUACAGUAACACCAGGAAGCAACUCACCUUCCACCGGUUCCCAUUCAGCCGCCCAGAACUGCUGAAGAAAUGGGUGCUGAACAUCGGCCGGGGCAACUUCAAGCCCAAGCAGCACACCGUCAUCUGCUCCGAGCACUUCCGACCUGAGUGCUUCAGUGCCUUUGGAAACCGCAAAAACCUAAAGCACAAUGCUGUGCCCACAGUGUUUGCCUUCCAAGACUCCGUGCAGCUGGUUAAGGAGGACACAGACCUGGGCAGAGUGAGAGGAAAUGCCAGCUCUAAGAAAAGGUGCGUCCUGCCCGUGGCGGGGGUGGAUGGCACAGGAAAAAGCAAGGACGUGGCAGAACUUCAGUUGUCCCCAAGAGCCGAAGCCUCUGGGAAAGAGGUCUUGCCAUAUAGGCCGGAAGCAGCGGAGACCCCUGGUCAGCUGGCCAGCCCCUCGGGGAUGAAGCAGCCCUCAGAUCACAGUUAUGCUCUUUUGGACUUGGAUGCCCUGAAAAAAAAACUCUUCCUCACGCUGAAGGAAAAUGAAAAGCUUCGGAGACGCUUGAGAGCACAGAGGCUGGAGAUGCGGAGGAUGGGCCGCCUCCUCAGCACUUGCACAGAGUCACAGAGAGGGGCGGCAGGGACCCCAAGCUGCGCGCGGCCCAAGCAGCAGAGCUGA
Orycteropus afer afer is the source of this 702-nucleotide messenger RNA. It is a transcript of the gene THAP3, whose product is annotated as THAP domain containing 3. The record is from RefSeq and is a predicted model, not a curated record. Lineage: Eukaryota; Metazoa; Chordata; Mammalia; Tubulidentata; Orycteropodidae. The transcript is spliced from 5 exons. The coding region runs from base 1 to 702 and encodes 233 amino acids.